AUGUCCUUCCGCAGCAUAGUUCGUGAUGUAAGGGAUGGAUUUGGAAGUCUAUCCAGGAGAAGUUUUGAGGUAAGGCUUCCUGGCCAUAACAGGGGCAAGUCACGCAGUUCAGUCCACGAGUUGCAGGACCAGCCAGCGGUCAUACAGAACAGCCGGUGGGCUAGCCUUCCGCCUGAGCUCCUUCGAGAUGUUAUUAAUAGAUUGGAAGCAAGCGAGAGUACAUGGCCUGGUCGUAAGUAUGUGGUUGCUUGUGCUGCCGUGUGCAAGUCCUGGAGAGAAAUGUGCAAAGAAAUUGUCAGCAGUCCUGAAUUCUGUGGGAAGAUUACUUUCCCUGUUGCUCUGAAGCAGCCUGGCCAUAGGGAUGGAACCAUCCAGUGUUUCAUUAAGAGAGACAAAUCUAAGUUGACAUACCAUCUCUUCCUUUGCCUUAGUCCUGCCUUGCUUGUUGAAAAUGGAAAGUUUCUUCUCUCUGCAAAAAGGACCAGAAGAACUACUUGCACGGAAUAUAUUAUAUCAAUGGAUGCGGAGAACAUAUCGAGAUCUAGUAGUACAUACAUUGGAAAACUGAGGUCAAAUUUUCUUGGCACCAAGUUUAUAAUUUAUGAUACACAACCACCUUACAACAAUGCUAUGCUGUCCCCACCUGGCCGUAGCCGUAGGUUUUCAAAAAAGGUUUCUCCAAAGGUCCCUAGCGGCAGCUACAACAUUGCCCAGGUCACCUAUGAGUUGAAUGUCCUUGGUACCAGGGGGCCGCGAAGGAUGAAUUGCACGAUGUACUCAAUUCCUGCAUCAUCCCUCGAGCCUAAUGGCGUUGUCCCAGGCCAGCCAGAGCUCCUUGCCCGUCCCCUUGAGGAUUCUUUCCGGAGUGUAUCCUUCUCAAAAUCAAUUUACAAUUCAACUGAGUUUAGCAGCUCUAGGUUCUCAGACAUAACCGGAACCGGCAAUGAGGACGAGGAGGGAAAGGUGAGACCAUUAGUUCUCAAAAACAAGUCCCCAAGGUGGCAUGAACAGCUGCAAUGUUGGUGCCUCAACUUUAGAGGAAGAGUCACUGUUGCCUCUGUAAAGAAUUUUCAGCUGAUCGCCGCAACACCACCAACAGCUACUGCUCCUGUAGGAGCAGGACCUACACCAUCCCAGCCAACACAGUCUUCUUCUGACCAUGACAAGAUUAUUCUUCAGUUUGGCAAGGUUGGCAAGGAUAUGUUUACUAUGGACUACCGGUACCCCCUCUCUGCAUUUCAGGCUUUUGCCAUGUGCUUGACUAGCUUCGACACAAAAUUGGCUUGUGAAUAG
This is a messenger RNA of Sphenostylis stenocarpa, 1293 nucleotides long. The record is from the annotation of a GenBank genome assembly. Lineage: Eukaryota; Viridiplantae; Streptophyta; Magnoliopsida; Fabales; Fabaceae.